This is a messenger RNA of Calliphora vicina (urban bluebottle blowfly), 2860 nucleotides long. RefSeq lists its product as uncharacterized. The record is from RefSeq and is a predicted model, not a curated record. The transcript is spliced from 6 exons. The coding region runs from base 9 to 2834 and encodes 941 amino acids. Lineage: Eukaryota; Metazoa; Arthropoda; Insecta; Diptera; Calliphoridae.
CACACAAAAUGUAUGCGGCAGCAGGCGGUGCUUCGUUGGCUUCACGCCAGGCUCGACAACGUCAGCGGCAGCAGAAAAAGACCCAACAACUUCAAGCGAAACUACAUCCACCGAAGGCAGCAGGUAUCGUCGUUACCGAUCAAGGCGCUUCCACGCCCACGCGACAUUCUCGCCAAUUCCACCAUUUACCCAAUAACUACCUACGUACACCGCAGGCUCAGGCGCGCAAGCUUAGUGCGAGCUAUACGGCCCAAUCCAAGCUUCUACUGCCAAUCGAUGAAGGCGACACGCAAUCGGUUAUGCACAUGCACAUGCAUUCGCAUGCCCAUGGCCAUUACACACAUCCGGGCCAUAGUCAUCAUGCCCACAGCCAUGCUCAUCAGGGCGCCCAUCAUCAGCACAUGAGCCCCUAUACGCCGGACGCUCAACAUACGCAUCAUCAUCAUGGACGCGUAUCGCCCAGACUGGUGCACCGUCAUUCGGGCAGCAGCGGCACUAGCUUUCAUUAUUCGCACUUGCCGAAAUCGGCUACCGCUACGCUGCCGCUCGUUUCGCAGGUCGAGGCCACACCACCGACGUCGCCAGAGGGCGUGGCCGUCGCCGGCGAUCAGGUUACAGGCGACACCCCACCUACGAUGACUGGCCAGGAGGCCAGUAUGGCUUUGCCUUGCCACGACUCUAUUAUAGUGACGCCGGCCACGCCCAUGGCUUCGCCUGGUCAUGUGGCCAAACCUCGUGAUGAACUUUCCGAAGCUGCAGCGGAAAAACAACCUCUUACCGCCGCCAUUGACUCUUGCGAUGACGACGAACACAUGCAGCCACCCACCGGUCCUCUCGAACGCAAAUGCAGUGUCUAUCGCAUGCGUCGUAGCGAUGCCUUUGAAUUGGACGCCGUCUCAGCAGUUAGCGGCGUUAAGCGUCAGUUCAAAGAGUUGCAAUUCAAUCAGCAACACCAACAAUACGAGCCCCUGCUCACCGAUGAUCCUCACAUAAUCUUCAAAGGUUUUGCCAGCAGUGGCGGUCGCAAGGUUCAAUUGUGCGCCUACUGCGAAGAAGGUAUUUGCGUCUGCGAACACAUUGAGUGUGCCCAGGGAAGAGCUGCUUGGUUGGAGCGAGGACGUCGUUGCAGUGUCCAAGAAAGUCAACAACAAGCAGCAGCUUGUCACCGGCGUUGGGUAAAAAGAAAUAGAAUACAGGAUGCAUCCUUGGGUGGUUCUUCGGAUGAUGAGGACUUUUUGGGAGUUCUGCGCGGUCCAAGCACUUUUGCAAAUGCUUUUUUAUAUGUUGGUCUGGGAACAAUAGCACUCGGUUUAGUUAUAGCCUUCGUAGGUACUGGUGAGAAAGGCUUCAAAACAGUGGAAUUGCGUCUAAUUGGGCCGUCACUUAUAGGCAUAGGCUUCGUAUGCUGCUUGUUAAGAAUUUUAUUUUGCAUAUGUCCAUCUCAUUGUAUAUCAACGAAGAAAAAUGCCCGAAAGAAAAAUGGCAACAAGAUCGAUGCCGAUCACACGACCUCUCUGUUAAGAGGUGAAAGUAAACGAGUUUCUAUAGCUCGAGGACCAGGUCAACAGCCAAGAUAUCCCAUCACGCAUAAAAGAUCGAAUAGCAAAAUGCUUAAUGAGGGCAUGGAAGCGUUGAGACAAAUUGCCACCACCUCAUUGUUUAUGCAAAAUGAACAGAAACCCAUGACGAAUCGAAUUGUUCCCAUUAUCAAAGAACCUGAAAAUGUCAAUGCUGAUGCAAACGAAGCCACCAACGACAAUAAGAAAACAUCAGAAAAAGUGUCCUCUAUGGAUAUGGCCCAUGAGCAAAAUACAAAUUCAAGCCCAAAUGCAGCUAUUGAUAAUGAAUUAACAACAAAAACUGCCGUUUUUAAAGCACCUUCAAACCAGUCAGAAGAGGAGAAAGGAGACUGUUCAGUGAGUGCGAGUAGUGGUUUCAGCAACAAUAAAUUGUCUCGUCAACGUACAUCAGUUCAUCAACCAAAUUCUACUGUACAUUUGCUGACCCAACAAAACGAAAGUAGCCAGCAGCAAAUGGAAACAUCACUGAUGUUCGUUAGAAAUCCUAAAUUAACCAACGAAAUGCUUUCAUCACAACCUCUGCCACCACCAGCAACAACUACACACGAUGCAUCAUCAGCCUUUUCGUCUGUAAGUUAUUCAAAAGCUGAUAACAGUCUGAUACCUCCUAUACAUGGACCGGGCAGUGUGGCGAAAAGUAGUUUGAUAACUGCGAGGCCACUUCAGACCACUUCAAAUGUUCUAACAGCCUCCAGCAGUAACACUAACACUGCUAGCACUUAUGCAGCGGCAUUGGCCGCAGCCAUUUCUUCCCGCGGUAAUACUGAACGAGCUGAAGGCCUGGUACGUGGUCCCCUCGGUAUGCCCAUGCAUGUGCUGGCUGCCUCCUCCUCCACAUACGCCUUACCAGCAUCAGCACCCAGUGUAUGUCUGGUUAAAACAUCCACAUCAGCUCCACUUCCAGCACCCUCAACGGCACCCUCUAUACUCAGCACCACAACUGCAUGCGAGACCAUUGCCCAUCAGCAAACUAUACCAGGUCAGGUGGUACAGGAUUUGACCUCCAUGGGUCAUACACUUGCAACUGUGCCAAAUUCAAAAUCAUCUGCUGGUGAAGCCAACUAUAGCAGCACCACAUUAAAAUUCCCCGCUACAUCAAUGUUAUCUUCCACAUAUUCCGGUAGUUCUUCUACGCUUUCGCCGAGCAGUCUUAUAGGCUCAACAUCAUUUACCUCGCCCACCACCCUACCACCCACAACCGGCAGUAAAUAUGAGCCGGAGCUCUUGCUAAGUCCAGCUAAGCUUGGCCAGUGAACGAAUGGUUAACUAUCUGUAUUAGA